CGUUAAUUGAAUCGCGUGAACGACGCGCCGUAGGUAGGUAGGUACCUAGCCAACUGGUGCGCGGGCUCUGUGCAGCAACUUUCUUUGCGACAACCAUCAGCCGCACACUGCACCUCCCUUCACUGCCUCUUCACAACCUCGCAGCGCAUCACCGCUUUACACCAACACUUUCUCUCGAAUCGCCCGACGAAAGCGACAAAAAUGGCUGCUUUGCCCAGCGCAGAGGAGUGGCUGGCCAACGCCAACGAUGCCAUCAAUAUCAGCCUCGUCGCGCCGUCGAAGUCUGGCCUCCAGAACGUUGCGACCUUCAACCCCAAGUUCACAUACUCCAUCUUUGGCGAGGAGGAACAAAUCUUCGGCUACAAGGAUCUCAAGAUCAGCUUGCGAUACCGUGCUAAUGACAUGCGCCCUCAUCUCAAGACCUCCUACAGCAAGAAGUUCAAGCCUGUGGGAGACACCGAACCUACAGAUAUUGUCGGAAUCUUGGAGGAAGGGGGCCAUUUGCCAAAGAUUGCCUUUGUCAAAGGGACCGACUUUGAGGAUAGCUCCAAGCAGAUCAGCGACAACUGGACGCCCCCUGGCACUCUUCACACCACCAUCCAUGCUCCAGAAGGCGAAUAUGAAAUUUGGCGCGGAAACCUGGCUGACCCAGCUGUCAAGCAGCUAAACAACCGCCUCCAAAUCUUUGUCCCCUUCUUCAUUGAGGGAGGCAGCUAUAUUGGACAAGAUCCUGAGUCAGAUUCGGCGGAGCUCGACCUAUCUGACGCUGACCGAUGGACCGUCUUCUUUUUAUAUCAAAAGCAAAAGAUGACGGAUAAUCCUGAGAAGAGCAGUUACACCUUCGUGGGAUACUCCACCAUUUUCCGCUUCUUCUACUUCCAGCCCCCAACACCCCCUGCAUCUCCCAGGGGAGAGUGGGAGCUUCCGGCCGGCGACCUUGACCUGGCCGAGCUUCCCUGCAGAACCAGGUUGUCACAGUUCAUCAUCCUUCCCCCUUUCCAAGGAAAGGGAGUCGGAGCUCGUCUCUACAAAACUAUCUUCGAGCACUACCACAAACACCCCCAGACCCACGAGUUCACAGUCGAGGACCCGAAUGAGGCGUUUGAUGAUCUGCGAGAUGUCUGUGACUUGGAGUUCCUUCGCGCCAUUCCUCAGUUUAACGCCCUGUGUGUCGACCCCAAUGUCACCAUCCCUAAAAAGGGCGCCAUCCCCCAGCUUAUCCUUGGAGGCAAGGACCUCGAGAGCAUCCGCCUGCAAGCCAAGAUCGCCCCUCGGCAGUUCUACCGAGUUCUUGAGAUGCACCUAAUGUCAAAGCUGCCCGAGUCGGUGCGGCCCAGCAUGGCACUUGAUGACGACGUUCCGUCGCCCACCAGAGCAGACAAUCACAAGGAGCGACUGUGGCAGUUGAUUGUCAAGCAACGCCUUUACCGACACAACAAGGACGUCCUGUCCCAAAUAGAACCUAAUGAGCGCAUUGAGAAGCUUCAGCAAACUCUCGGAGGCGUUGAGCUGGAAUAUGCUCGGAUCCUGGCUGCGUACGAACGUGCGAUAAAGCACUCUCAGCCACAGCCGACCGCAUCAACUAAUGGCAAGCGAAAGCUGGAGGAGCCGGGUGAGAAUUCUAGCAAGAGGGCACGCGUGGAGGAUGCGUAAAAUCAGGUGCAUAUUUGAGAGGGGAGUUGAGCGAGGCUGAAGGACCUCGGCGGAGUGUGGCCAGUUGGGCAUUGGGAUUUGUAAAAGAAA
Messenger RNA from Ilyonectria robusta, 1743 nucleotides. Its product is annotated as acyl-CoA N-acyltransferase. The transcript has 3 exons. Gene Ontology annotation, biological process: subtelomeric heterochromatin formation. Gene Ontology annotation, cellular component: nucleus. The record is from RefSeq and is a predicted model, not a curated record. NCBI's taxonomy places the organism in Eukaryota, Fungi, Ascomycota, Sordariomycetes, Hypocreales, Nectriaceae. Gene Ontology annotation, molecular function: histone binding; histone H4 acetyltransferase activity. Bases 202 to 1653 code for a protein of 483 amino acids.